Messenger RNA from Lentinula edodes (shiitake mushroom), 1382 nucleotides. RefSeq lists its product as uncharacterized. Bases 207 to 1172 code for a protein of 321 amino acids. The record is from RefSeq and is a predicted model, not a curated record. The transcript has 2 exons. NCBI's taxonomy places the organism in Eukaryota, Fungi, Basidiomycota, Agaricomycetes, Agaricales, Omphalotaceae.
UGCAAGGAAGGGAGUUGGAUAAAGAUGAGUCGCAUGACGGUCUCGUGCUCCGCAGUCCAAGCUUAGAGAUUUUGCCCUCGAAUCCAAAUGUACAUGUUGUCAGUUCACGAAGCAUUACUUCUCCCCAACCUGUAGAUCAUAUAUCGCACGCAGAAUCCCCUCAUCCUUCGUCCAAAGGAAAGGGUAAAGCUGUUGCAGAUGUUUCUAUGCCACCUGAACCAACUCCGGCGGUGGAACAAACUAUAGUUCCAUCUACCUCGUCGACUACCUCGGCGCCUAAGAGACCCCCUCGAUUUGUCGACCUGCAUGACUCAAUUCAAGUCCAUUUGCGGAGUGAGCGGAGUGAGAGGACAAGGAAGGCCCCUCCUUUACGAAUUAAAGGACAAGCCUCAUUGUCAUCGUUGUCUUCGGAAGCUCAUGGUGUUUCCUCGCUUUCAAUUAAAGGCCAGGGAACUCCCUCGUUGUCGUCUCAAUCAAAUCCCCCCUCGUUGCUCUCCCGCCUAUCGGACACAUACCUAGGUGAAGAUACUAAUCCUGUCAAUAGUAAUCCGGUCACAACGGCUCUUUCAUCACCCAGUAUGUCAAUUGACUCUCGACAUGCUAGUAAGCCUAGGAUGUGCGACCAAAAUGAAGGACCAUUGACUCGUGAGGUUCCCGAAAAGCCUAGAACCAAUCCGUUUUCUCCCGAGCGUACGUCCACAAUCAAUGUGCUUAGCGGUCUCCAGGACACACAAAGCCGAGGCCGAGACAACCGAACGAUGACCAACAACAUGAAAAAUUCAGUCUUUUUGCCAAAAUUCGACACGAAUGAAGGAAGCAGCCGCGCGAGCGCGUUUUUGACGAGAGGAUUUCGAUCAACUUCGAAUGAUCUCGGAGGACCUAAUGACAAUCCCCACGUGGAUCCUGGGUUCACAUACGAACCGCGAAUAAAUGACGAAGCAUUAGGUUCAAACCCACGCCCGUCCUCCUUACCAGUUGAUGGGUCUCACACCACCGUAUCGACUUACAGCAUGCGGCUUUUCCACAAACUGGAAGAAGAGAAGCGACGUUUACAGGAUAACAUUUCAGCCACAUUGUCUAAUUCGGAGGAUUCGGGCGAUGUGGUCGUGGCUCGUGCUCAAUUGAAGAUGAGGCUUGCAUCUGAAAAACGCGCCUCAGAACUUCCAAGAUAGUCUGCAGGAAUCAAUGUAGAAUCGAAUUUGGUCUUCGUAGUGAUUAUAGAAGGGUACGAAGAGAUGCUACAGUACUUUAUAUUAUCCAAGAUCAAUAAAGGAUCCAACAGUCGGGGUAUACGCUAGGAGAGACAUUUAAAGAGCUUGUAUACAUGUACAACAAAACGAAAGUUAGGACUUGAGAGGAGAGACAAUAUCAAGAAAACAUAU